This is a messenger RNA of Drosophila mojavensis, 2704 nucleotides long. RefSeq lists its product as uncharacterized. NCBI's taxonomy places the organism in Eukaryota, Metazoa, Arthropoda, Insecta, Diptera, Drosophilidae. The transcript is spliced from 4 exons. The coding region runs from base 230 to 853 and encodes 207 amino acids. Gene Ontology annotation, biological process: sleep; positive regulation of voltage-gated potassium channel activity; regulation of synaptic transmission, cholinergic. The record is from RefSeq and is a predicted model, not a curated record.
CAAAAUUCCUCGAACAGUUUGCGAUUGGCCAACGCUAGCGCCAGAGGAACUCUGCUCAACGCGUCUCUCAAAAUAAGUGCGGAAAAAAAUAUAUAUAAAAAGGAAUAAUAUAAAAUAAAUUAAAUAAAAUCGAGAAUUUGUCUCAAAAAGCAAAAGUAAAGCUUCAGAAAAUUGUGUUGUGUGCAAUUUGUUGAGCUGGUGAAAAGCGGAAGAAAAGUGCUGCGCGAAAAUGUGCCAUCGCCCGAUUAGGUCGUCAGCUAUUUUGUUGUUAUUGCCCAUUCUAUGCUGCAUAUCACAAGGCGCGGCCAUAAAAUGCUUUGUGUGCGACUCAAGCGACAAUCCCAGUUGUGCGGAUCUGAAGUCCAACUCGAGCAUUGUGGCGGAGGAAUGCACAUUGGACAAAAUGAAGUCGUUGGACACCUGGCUGUUCGAGUUGAACAAGUUCUCCUAUUUCGAUAAUGGGGCCAACAAGCAUCCGCUCAUGAAUUGCCAAAAGGUGGUCGCAACUGAUCCGAAUACCAAUAAGCUGGUGACCGCACGCUUCUGUCAGCUGGACACUGGCGACUCGGAUGCAUGCGAUAUCCUGCGCUCGAAGCUGCGAAUCACCAGCGAUGCCAGCGGCGGGCAGCGACAGCGGCGACGCGAGCACGACCAACAGCAGCAGCAGCGACGCAAAGGCUAUGGCCAGGAUGCGGAUGAGAAGGCGCCGGAGGAGGAGUUCUUCUGUGACAUUUGCAAAACGGAUCGCUGCAACGGGGCGGCUGCAGUGACGCUGACAUCAUCGCUGUUGUUGGGGCCACUAUCACUGCUGCUGCUGCUCCUGCUGCAUUGGGCACGACCACUUCGCUGCUGAAGUGAUGGACGACGGACGAUAGACGGCGAUGGCUGGCGCCAUUGGUUGCAUUUAGGUUGAGUUAACGUUAACAUUUAUCAUUUACCUUUUGUAAAUAUUCGAGUGGCCAUUGAGCGAUACAGAAAAAGAAAAAUCACAGCAUACAAGCCUUACCUCCCCCUGACCCCACCCCAAAGCCCGACCACUCUUAUUGCUACCAAAGCCCUAGAUAUGUAAGUGACAGCGGAACACGAAUGCAACAACAACAACAACAACGAAUUGCUCACAGAUGCAGGUGAGCAGCAACAGCUACACGGACACACCUAAAAAAGUACAGCAACAGGAAUUGAUGCAAACGCAUAGAGAGAAACCGAAUUGUAAUUACGGAUAUAUAGUUACGGCUAUAAAUGGAUAUACAACAGCACAGAUACAUAACAGCAGCUACCAAGAUACAGGUAACAUCGGAGAUACAGUAAUUAAGCUAUAAAUGUGGAAAGUGAAGCCGAUACAGAUAGAAAUUUAAAAAGUCUAUAAAUAAGCAGUUACAAUUACACAUACAGACACUGAGAUUUUAGGACAUAGAAAAGCAAAAACAGUUACAGACAGCUGAGAUACAGAGACCGACUUGAAGAUAUACCUAUACCAAAUCACAGAUACGAGACCAAAAACACAGAUACAGAUAGACAGCUACGGCGACUGAGAUACAGAUACACAUCUAUUGCUACAAAAAACACAGCUACAAAGAUACAAGUACGAAAACAAGGUACAGAUACACAACGACAACUGCAGAGAUACCGAUACAUUGCAUUGCAGCAGUGGCGGAUUGGCUGGAAAAAAAAUACAAAAUGAGAAAACUAAAAAAAAAUAAUAAUAAUAAUAACAUACUAAAUAAGGAGACAAAUUUAAUGUUUAAUUAGCAAAAGGGAAAAGGUAAAGGUAACCAUCCAAUGUAUGUGUCUUAUAUCAAGGAUUUGCAAUUCAGUUCAUUUGAUUGAGAGUCCGUCACUUGGUCAAUUAACACGAAUUUUGUCAGGUAGUUGGGCUGAAAUGUUUUAUUAUGGCUUUAUUGAGUUGUAAUUGAUUUGCUUUGAGCAAAUGUUGAUAAGCUGAAAGUUAAGUAUGAAUUCACCAAAUGCCUUUAAUUUUCUAUUGUUCACAUUGGAGUGUUGAAUAAAUAUAAUAUAUAUAUAUAUAUAACAUUUAAAUGAAUGAUACCAUGAAAUAACUCUACAAUAAUAAUAAUAAAUAAAUAAAAACCGAUCUUUAGUUAAUUUUGCUUUAAGCCGGUAGAGCAGAAAUAAUAAUUUUUUAUAUUAAAAAUGAAAAUUUAUAAGCACUUUUUAGUUGCUUAUUCAUGGUUAUUUCAUGGUAUUCUAUUUGAAUGUGUAGUUUAGAUAGAUCGAACUUAAAUAGAUGUGCUUUACAAGACCAUACAGAAAAUAUUUAAAUAUUAAAAUAAAAAAGAAAAAAUGAAAACACACUGAAUGUAUUUAAUUCUGUGCAUUCUGAAUUCCGAAUACUCUAACAUCAAUUGAUAAAACAUUUUUUACUAUACUCUAACGAAAAUACAGUGGAAAGAGUGUGCGAAUCAUAUAAUAUGCUAGAAAAAAUCCCGUUGAUAUCUGAGUGUUAAGCAAUAAUAUUACAAGAAAACUAUAUAUCUAUAUAUGUUUAUGUAUAUCAAUAUAUUAGAAUGAAAAUGUAUGUAUUUAUACUCUGAUUUUCGAAAUACGCUAAAAACAAUCAACAAAAGUGUGAAAACCAAGAACAAAAACAAUAAGGGAAAAAAAAUCAUAAAAAAGAACCGUGCAACAAAUGUUAAUUAAAUGUGCAAUUAGAAAAGUUGAACAAAGCAAUACAGAAAACUAUUUG